Messenger RNA from Elgaria multicarinata webbii, 1239 nucleotides. RefSeq names its product radial spoke head component 1 (gene RSPH1). The record is from RefSeq and is a predicted model, not a curated record. Gene Ontology annotation, biological process: spermatid development; axoneme assembly. The transcript is spliced from 9 exons. Gene Ontology annotation, cellular component: nucleus; cytosol; motile cilium. Bases 122 to 1057 code for a protein of 311 amino acids. NCBI's taxonomy places the organism in Eukaryota, Metazoa, Chordata, Lepidosauria, Squamata, Anguidae.
GGUUCAAACCACGGUUGCUAUGGAGAUCACGCUCCUGGAGCACCGCUCUCGCAGGAGGUCGGUGAGGGGGCGGGGUCCGACCAGGACGCCGUUUCCAUAGUGACAGGGCCUUGGCUGAAGCAUGUCGGACCUUGGCUCAGAAGAGAUCGAAGAGGAGGCAGAGAACGACUUGGGGGAAUAUGAAGGAGAACGCAAUGAAGCUGGUGAACGGCAUGGACAUGGGAAGGCCAGAUUACCCAAUGGUGAUACCUAUGAAGGUGAAUAUGCAAAUGGUAAAAGAAGUGGGCAGGGACUGUACAGAUUUAAAAAUGGUGCACGCUACACAGGAGAAUACUUUGACAACAAAAAACAUGGCCAUGGCGUCUUCAUUUAUCCUGAUGGAUCCAAAUAUGAAGGAGACUGGGUGGAGGACCAAAGGCAUGGAAAUGGCGUUUAUUACUAUGUAAAUGGAGACACGUAUACUGGAGACUGGUUCAAUCAUUGCAGGCAUGGGCAAGGUACCUAUUUCUAUGCACUAACUGGCUCUAAGUAUGUUGGCACCUGGGCAAAUGGACAACAAGAAGGAUCUGCUGAAAUUAUUCACCUAAACCAUAGAUUCCAGGGGAAGUUUGUGAAUAAGAAUCCAUUGGGUCCUGGGAAGUAUAUAUUUGAUAUUGGAUGUGAACAACACGGGGAAUAUUGUCACGAGGAAAAACCAGAAGAAGAGGAGGAGGAAGAAGCUUUGGUACCAGUUAUUCCAAAAUGGAAAGCAACAAAAAUUACUAACCUGAUACUCUGGGUCCCUGAAGAACCACCUCCUCCAGAAACGACCCCGGUAGUAACUGUACAGGCUCCAUCAACUGAGGAAGCGAUAGCUUCAGCUGGAGCUGAGACUGCUGCUGAAGCUUUUGCUGAAACUGCUGAGGCACCUGCAGAGGUAGCAGAGCCCACUGAAGUGACAUCACCAAAAGAAAAUGAGGAAGAAGAAGAGGCAGCUAAAGAUGACCAAGGGGAUCAGGUUGCAGUGACUGGAGAAGAAAAAGAGGAAGACUCAAAGGAAGCUGAGCCUCAAGAUUAAGGGAAAGGAAUGACAAAAAUAAAAUUUAAUGAAGUAAGGCACAGUCUAGUCAAGGUUAAGCACCGUUAAGUUCCAUUAAUUUUAACAGAACUUAAGUGUAUGUUUAACUCUCCCACUGAAAUCAAUGGGACUUAAAAGUGGUUAAUUUUGGUGGGUCCAUACCCAAGCUUAUUUAUUUAUUU